Molecule: messenger RNA, 864 nt
Organism: Arctia plantaginis
Lineage: Eukaryota; Metazoa; Arthropoda; Insecta; Lepidoptera; Erebidae
Source: the annotation of a GenBank genome assembly
AUGAAUAGAUUAGAAAAUACGUUAAAACACGGUAAAGAAGACGAUCAUGAUUCCAGAGGAAAUUGUACAAAGCAAAACAAAACUUUGGAGUUGGACCUGGAUUACCUGGAGCGAGGUGGAGGUGGAACCCUGUCGGUGGGAGGCGCUCCGAGCUUGGAGCCAAGUCCUGACAGUCUCGACCUUGUCAAAGUGGUGCUUCUGGGAGCGCCAGCUGUUGGGAAGACUAGUAUCAUACAGCAAUUCGUUUGGAGUGACUUUUCGGAAGAGUACAUACCUACAGAUCGAAAACAUACUUUCUACCCUUCAGUCAUCAUCAAUGAGCAUUUAUAUGAAGUCAAAAUCACGGAUGUACCGGUAAUACCAUACUUUCCAAUAAAUUCGUACUACGAAUGGGCUCACUACAGGUUUUAUGGACUCAGAAGCGCUACAGCUUACAUUCUUGUGUUCGAUUUGUCUAACGUUGAAACUUUUCAGUACAUACGAACUUUGAGAGAUCAAAUGGUCGAAAGCCGGGACAUGAGAAAUGUUCCAGUGUUAGUUGUUGGCAAUAAACAGGAUCUACUUUGUAGUAAUACUCCAUCGGCAGCAAGUGGAUUACAACAACUAGCUAUAGCUGAAAGUGCUUGCGGAGACUCAAGGGAAAAAAGAAGAAAUAUUGUCAAUUUAGUACGGAAACACUGGAAGUGUGGAUAUGUAGAAUGUUCUGCAAAAUAUAAUUGGCGAGUGAUAGCUGUAUUUAAGGAACUAAUGGAGAUGAUUGACGCUUUAGAAUGGAGUGGUGGAGGACGAAGUUCAGAACCACCUCCUGAUUCUUCAGCGGGUGGUGGAUCAAGCUCAAGUGAAAAUCGCUGCGUGGUUGCUUAG